Molecule: messenger RNA, 1704 nt
Organism: Penicillium crustosum
Lineage: Eukaryota; Fungi; Ascomycota; Eurotiomycetes; Eurotiales; Aspergillaceae
Product: MDR family MFS transporter
Exons: 2
Coding region: 1-1704 (567 amino acids)
Biological process (GO): transmembrane transport
Molecular function (GO): transmembrane transporter activity
Source: RefSeq, a predicted model, not a curated record
AUGAGUGAAGCGCUCACCGUCCAAGACCUUGAGUCUGAUCACGAGAAGAAAGCUCAGCAGUUAAGCUAUGAAGAGUCCAGCACACAAGAUUCAGACACCGGCAAAGAGACUGAAUAUCCCCCAACAAGCCAAGUGAUCGUAAUUAUUUUGGCGAUCUACCUGGCAGCCUUUUUGGUAGCACUUGAUCAAACCAUCAUCGGAGUAGCCAUUCCAAAGAUCACAGAUCAGUUCAAGAGCAUCCCCGAUAUUGCCUGGUAUGGAAGUGCCUACUUCUUGACGUCUACAGCGCUACAGCCGUCAUACGGCCGGAUCUAUAAGAUCCUGAGUGUGAAAUGGUCCUUCUUGGCUGCGGUUAGCAUCUUCGAGAUUGGAUCGCUGAUUUGUGGUGUAGCGCCCUCCAGCACAGUCCUGAUCGUCGGUCGUGCAAUUGCAGGAAUUGGCGUUGCAGGCAUCUUCUCCGGUGCUCUGGUGAUCAUCUCCAUGACAGUUCCCUUGACAAAGAGGCCGAUCGUUUUUGGUGUAUACGGCAUGGUCUGGGGAAUCGCUUCUAUUGUAGGGCCACUACUUGGAGGAGCAUUCACUGAUGGUCCUUCUUGGAGAUGGUGUUUCUAUAUCAAUCUCCCUGUUGGUGGGGUUUCCAUCGCGGUCGUUGUCCUGGUUCUCCGCUUACCAAGUAACACCAAGGUAUCGGGGCUCCCUAUCUCGCAGCUUAUCAAGGAGCUUGACUUGAUAGGCGCAAGUCUGCUCAUACCUGCUAUCAUAUGCUUGAUUCUCGCCCUGCAGUGGGGUGGAAAUACCUAUACCUGGAAAAGCUCUCAAAUCAUCGGACUAUUUGUGGGGUUUAGUCUGUUGACUAUCCUUUUUGCCGCAUCUCAAAUCUACGUGAGCAAACAAGACGAGAAAAACGCGACAGGCCAAAAUGCUGGAAGGGCAACCUUACCACCCUCAAUCCUCAAGCAGCGCACCAUUUGGUCUGCCGGAUUGUUUGCAUUUUUCUUCAGCGGCGGCUUCUUCCUCCUGGUCUACUAUGUUCCUAUCUACUUUCAGAGCGUCAAAGGAUCCUCCGCAAUGACUGCAGGACUUCAGGUGCUACCAUUCAUGCUUGCCACUGUGGUUUCAUCUAUUAUGGUAGGCGCUCUGGUCACUACAGUCGGUUAUUACACGCCAUUCCUGAUUUCAAGUACCGCCAUUGCUGCUAUUGGUACAGGCCUCAUUACCCUAUACGACGUUGAUAUUUCGACAGGGAAAUGGAUUGGUUACCAGAUUGUUGUCGGUGCGGGAAUCGGUGCUGGUCUUCAAAUCCCAAUGACAGCCGUCCAGACGGUAUUGCAGCCAGAGGACAUCCCCGUGGGAACAGCCGCCAUCACGUUCUUCCAGACACUGGGUGGAGCCAUCUUCAUUGCGGUCGGUCAGUCAGUGUUCCAGAAUGGUCUGAUAGAAGGCAUUCGCACAUAUGCCCCUGGUGUUGACCCAGGUGCGAUCAUAAGCGCAGGGGCUACUGAGAUGAGGCAUGUGUUGAUUACUUUGGACCAGCUUGAUCAGCUUGAUAAUGUGAUCCGAGCUUAUAUGAACGGACUGCGGGAUACCUAUCGUGUUAGUCUGGCUUUGAUGGUCGCAGCAUUUGUGGCAGCUUGUUUUGUUGAGUGGAAGAGUGUAAAGAAGAGGGAAGAAAGUAUGGACGCUGAUACAACACUCCAUUCUUGA